Closterium sp. NIES-67 is the source of this 3060-nucleotide messenger RNA. Lineage: Eukaryota; Viridiplantae; Streptophyta; Zygnematophyceae; Desmidiales; Closteriaceae. The record is from the annotation of a GenBank genome assembly.
AAUCCCUAGACUCUAGUCUCAACCUACACACCCCUAGAUUUAGACUAUCGCCAGCUUUGCCCUGUGUAGCUUAGGAUGUAGCAUAGUAGCUAUCCCCGGGCACGUCGGUCUCGCGCAAGCUUCAUCGCUGUCGUUCGCUUGCCGCAUUUCCGUUAUUGUUCGAGCGCCGGAUAUCCGUGGGUUGUCGCGCGCUCGCACGAUAAGCCCUCGGCCUCCUCGCCGUGCCACCAGCAGGACUUCGCUGGGUCUAUCACCCACCAGCAGAACCGUGGCGAUUCAUCGCUUAUUGCCUUGCGUCAACCCCCACACAGCGUCAGCGCAUCGCCAAGCCCGUCUCCACCGCUCAUCCGAGCGUGGUCGGUGCUUUUCCAGUUUACCACGUGAAAAUCCGCGGGAUCGCGGCCCCGGUCAGUAGCCCGCGAGUUGACAGACUUUGCUUCUCGACGCGCGCACCUAAAGCCGCAUGGAAGGUGCCGAGAAUGCACGGCAUGUUGAAGGCAGCCCCGGGAAACCCGCCGGCACCGAUAUUGGCGCCGCCACCAGCAGCGGCGGUAGCGGCGGCGGCGACGGCGGCGGCGGCGGAGCGGGCGGAAAGAAAGUGCCUUCCUGGCUGAACAGCAGGGCCUGGUCCCGCCCCGCCAAGGCUUCCGCGGACGGCGGUCGUCCCCCGAGCCUGUCUCCGCUGACCCCGAAAGGGGCCGGGGAGGGUCCCAUGCGCCAGGGGGAUGGGGGAGAGUUGAGCGGACAUCAGUCGGAAAAAGGGGGCGCGGGGGGAGGGGAACUAGGGAGUGGUGCAGGGGCGAGCGGGAAGGAAGGGGGAGCUGGGGGAAGCGGGGUGGGAGACAAUGGGGGAGUGGUGAAGGUCGGGGAGGCUCUGGCGCGGGCGCAGAUAAGCAGCGAGGCGGAGGGGAUAGGCGGAGAGGGGGGGCUGGAGGCGGAGGGUAAGGGGAGCAUUGGCGGUGGCGGCGGUGGCGGUGGCAGUGGCAGUGGUGGCAUGAGCCGCGGGGGGGAGAGGGCUGGUGGAAAAGAAGGAUGGCAUGAGAUGGAGGAGAGCGGGAGAGAGAAAGGAGCAAGGGAAGGGGGUGGGGAGAGAGACGGAGGUGGCGGCGGUGGUGUUGGUGUUGGUGUUGGUGUUGGUGGCGAGAGGAGCAGCGAGAGGGAGAGCAAGAAGAGCAGUCAUGAGAGCACUGCCGCCAGCUCAGCAGCACCUGCUGUGAAGUCUCCUCCACGUCCUGGCAGGCCGCGAGCAGUCACAUCCCCCCCAUCCUCCUCCUCCAACACUCCCCCUCUCGGCCCACACUCCCCACGCACCACCGCCACCGCCGCAGGAGCAGCAGCAACGCGCACGUCACCCUCACUCCUCCCCAUCGCCAGCACCAUCAGCUCAGGGCUGGGAUUGGGAGGAGAGCCCAGCACCAUCAUCAGCAGCAUGGGUGGUGGUGUGGGGGGCGAGCGGCGGCCGAGCCUUCUGGAGCAGCUGAGGGCAGCAGCGUUUGCGGAGCCCAUUGUGGUGGCGCCUGUGCUGCACGGCCGGGGGGGCGGCGGUGGCGGCGGACUGGACCCGUUCACACUGGCCACGGCGUCUGCUGAGGACCAGGCGUACGAGCGGCGACUCGCGCAGUUCUACAUGGAGAUCUCCCAGCCGCGCAUCAACAUGGGCGAGCUGCGGCGCCUGGCCAUGUACGGCAUCCCCAAUGAGGGCAGCCUGCGCCCUGUGGUGUGGAAGCUGCUGCUGGGACUGCUGCCACUGGUGCGGGACGAGUGGGAGUCGGAGCUGGCGAGGAAGCGCCGGCAGUACGACAGCUUCACCGCUGAACUCAUCAUCAACCCGUCCAAGCACACAGUCGACCUUACAGCGCCCCAUGCCCCCCCAAAGGAGCAGCAGCAGCAGCAGCAGCAGCAGCAGGAGCAGCGGGCAGCAGGCAAGGGCGGGCCUUCGUCCCCGCUGCACCCCCAGUCAGGCCCGGCUCUUUCGGACAAGCAGGACUUCGGUGCGGCCACAGGGGAGGGGCUAGCUGGGGAGACAAGAUUGAGGGCAGGGGAAUCUCUGCAGCAUGGGGAAGGUGCCGGUCACAGGGGGGCAGGGGGAGGGGGAGGGGGAGGUGGGGCAGCAGAGGAGGUGUUGGAGCUACAUGGGAGUGACGUGUCGUCGCAUGACCAUCCACUCAACGAUAAGCCGACUUCCGUAUGGCGGCAGUACUUCCAGGACUCGGAGAUAUUUGAGCAGAUAGACCGGGACGUACGGCGCACGCACCCCGAGAUGCUCUUCUUCACUCGCAACGACGGCUCCGGCCUCACUCCCGCGCAGGAGGCGAUGCGGCGGCUGCUGCUGAUCUUUGCGAAGCUGAACCCUGGCAUCCGGUACGUGCAGGGCAUGAACGAGGUGCUGGCGCCCAUCGUCUACGUCUUCGCCAACGACCCCGACAAGGCGCACGCCGUGCACGCCGAGCCCGACGCCUUCUUCUGCUUCGUGGAGCUGCUGAGUGACUUCCGGGACUUCUUCUGCCAGCAGCUGGACAACAGCGUCGUGGGCAUCCGGUCCGCCAUCUCGCGCCUUGCGGAGAUUCUCAGGCGGCACGACGAGGAGCUGUGGCGCAACCUGGAGUAUGUGUCCAAGGUGAAUCCUCAGUUCUACGCCUUUCGCUGGAUCACCCUGCUGCUCACGCAAGAGUUUGGGUUCCCUCAGAUCCUUCGCAUCUGGGAUGCGCUCCUUGCCUGCCCUGAAGGACCCAUGGACAUGCUUCUGCGUGUGUGCUGUGCCAUGCUCAUGUGUGUGAGGGAGAGGCUUCUUGCUGGGGACUUCACCAACAAUCUCAAGCUGUUGCAGCGAUACCCUCGUAUAGACAUUGAGAUCAUUCUGCGCACAGCAGAGAGGUUGCACACAUAGCAUGCGCUGCAUGUACCGUACUCUAGGUAGUGAAGAACAUCCUUAUUCUCAAGUUUGUUCAGCAGUAGCAUUCUGAUAGUGCAAACCACAGAUGGAAACAAUUAUUGUACGAGGUAGAUUGCUCAGCAUCCUGGUGAUUUGCUGGCAUUUAUAGGUGGCAUAGUAACGUACCG